GUACGGUACGGACUGAGUCGCUUGGAACAUCGAAGUCGACUAUGUCCACAAGCUAUAAUGAGGAAGAACCGUUGAUGAUCAAUGGCGCUACGCAUGGAAACAUUCAAGAAAAGAGCGACGAGCAUAAAAAAGAAACAAAGGUCUACAGAGUGAGGUUCUACAUUCUAGCAGCUGCAACUUUACUUGGAUUCUCUCAAGGAUGGAUCUGGAACACUUUUGGUCCAAUUCAAGGCCCUGCAGAGUGUGUAUUCAACUGGAGUGACUCGACUAUUGCUCUGAUGGCAAACUGGGGUCCUAUAUCCUACAUUGUCUCUGUUGUCUUUUUUUCGUGGAUUAUGGAUGUAAAAGGUUUACGAUGGGCGAUGGUAAUUACAGGUGCUUUGGUAGCUGGUGGUGCUGGUAUUCGUUGUAUCAGUAUGGAGCCAGUGACGGCGACAUGGUUGAAUCAUGUUGGGUUAUUUCUGAAUGGUUUGGCUGGCCCAGUUGUAAUGUCUGCUCCACCUCUUAUAUCAGCAGUGUGGUUUCCACCAGGCCAGAGGACCACUGCAACUGCUGUGACAGCACUGUCAAAUUAUUAUGGUGUGUCAUUUUCAUUUGUUAUUGGACCGAUUCUUGUGCCUUAUAAGAAGUCUAAUGUGACACUCAAUGGGACUGUGAUGUCACACAAUUGUUUAGCAAAUCAUAGUGAACCCAAUAUAACAACUAACUUACACACACUUACGGAAGACAUUCGACUGUAUACAUUUGUAGAAUUUGCUGUAGCAGCUGGAGCUUUUCUUCUUCUUCUUAUUUAUUUUCCUAAGAAGCCUCCUUCACCACCGAGUAUUACAGCAGGAUGUCAACGAACUAGUUUUGUAAAGGGACUGCAACAGCUUAGAAAACGUAAACAGUUUUGGCUUGUUUGCAUAGCUUAUGGAAUUUGUACAGGAGCUUUUUCUGGAUGGGGAGCUAUAUUGGAUGUUAACCUGAAACAUUUUGGUAUUGAUGAGACUGAAGCUGGGUGGAUUGGCUUUUACUCUAAUCUUGCUGGGUCUGUUGCUGGCUUGCUUUUUUCAGGAAUUGCUGAUUAUCUGAAGCGUCGUACAAAAGUUGUAUUAAUAUUGAUCUUGUUUGGAGCCACAGCCUCUUUUUCUUGGUUUCUACUUAUUUGUUUGAAAGUUCUUCCAUCGUCCACAGCUUGUUUGUACAUUUCUGCCACUCUUGGUGGCCUUUUCAUCAAUGGUGCUAUUCCAUUAUUCUAUGAGCUCGCUGUUGAAUCAACGUAUCCAAUAGCAGAGGGCACAACGACGGGCAUCCUGACAAUGAUGAACAAUCUUGGGUGUUUGAUAUUUCUUCUUAUGCCCAUGUUCAGAGAACUGAAAAAUUCCAUGGAUAAAUGGAUGAAUCCUGCAAUGGCUGCAGCAUGCUUAGUGUGCAUUCCCAUAAUGCUGCUUUUCAGAGCUCAAUACCAACGAUUGUCGAUUGAUUUGAUUGGGUCAAAAGACAAUUCAUAAUUUUAUAUUACUAAUCUUUUUACUAUUGCAUAUUGUGUAUCUAGUAUUUGGUGGUACGAAUGUAAUUUCAAGUUUAGAUGCGCAACAGA
Molecule: messenger RNA, 1582 nt
Organism: Corticium candelabrum
Lineage: Eukaryota; Metazoa; Porifera; Homoscleromorpha; Homosclerophorida; Plakinidae
Product: solute carrier family 49 member 4-like
Exons: 11
Coding region: 42-1493 (483 amino acids)
Biological process (GO): transmembrane transport
Cellular component (GO): membrane; intracellular membrane-bounded organelle
Molecular function (GO): transmembrane transporter activity
Source: RefSeq, a predicted model, not a curated record